Messenger RNA from Eurytemora carolleeae, 1488 nucleotides. Its product is annotated as stomatin-4. The coding region runs from base 82 to 999 and encodes 305 amino acids. The transcript is spliced from 15 exons. The record is from RefSeq and is a predicted model, not a curated record. Lineage: Eukaryota; Metazoa; Arthropoda; Copepoda; Calanoida; Temoridae. Gene Ontology annotation, cellular component: plasma membrane.
CAGAAACAUAAAUGAUGAUUGAUUAAAUCUUAUAAACAUCAGGAUUGGCUUAGAUGUUUUGGUGGUGGAAGAGAAACCAAGAUGGUGGAAAUGGUGAAAAUGAACGGUAAGAUGAUAGUGGGGACCAGCAGCUAUCAGAUGGAUGAGGAUGAGGAAGGAUACGCUGCUGUAUCAGAGUGGUCAGAGAAUUCAAAACUGAGAUGGUUCACAACAGGAUUCCUUCAUGUACUUUCCUAUUUACUAGUCUUCCUGACAGCACCGAUAUCCUUCAUAUUUGUUCUAAGAAAAAUCCCCGAGUACGAACGUGCUGUAGUGCUUGGGUCUACAUUAGAAAUGGCAAGUGUGAGAGGUCCAGGCUUGAUAUUUGUUCUGCCAUUUCUUGAAAAGAUAAGGAGAAUUGAUACAAGAACAAAAGUUUUCGAAGUUCCACCUCAACAGAUCCUAAGCACUGAUUCAGUUACACUCACAGUUGAUGCUGUGAUAUACUACAGGGUCCAUGACCCCGUUAGAGCUGCAAUACGAGUUCAAGAUUAUAACCAGAGCGUUCGAAGUCUUGCAGCUUCCACGUUAGGUUCAAUACUUGGCACAUAUAAGCUUUCGGCUUUGCUCUCUCACAGAGAAGAAAUCGCUAAAACGGUGUUGAGCACAUUUAAGCAUGCGUGCGAUCCGUGGGGAAUAACUGUCGAGAGAGUAGAGGUAAAGAAUCUGUGUGUAGCUCGGGAAAUGGUAAAGAGUAUGGCCGUAGAAGCUCAGGCCUUUAGAAAUGCUAAUGGGCUUGUCAUAAUGCAGAAGGGAGAAGGCAAGUGCCUGGAAAAAAUAAGAGCGGCAGCUGAUGAAAUGCAAUCUUGUCCUACAUCCCUUGUUCUUAAAUAUUUGCAGGUACUCAAUAAAAUAUCCACAGAGAAGAAUCAUACAGUAAUACUUCCAAUUCCGGCAGCCUUUCAGAAUAAUUGGUCACAACAAGUCCAAGAAGAAAAGUGUUCUACAGAUACAACAUAGAAUAUUUACUACUUAUUCAAGAUUCUCUCUAUGUUUAAACUUUUGUGAGACAUAGCGCUAAUAUACAUCGUAUAGGGGAUAUCUAUCCCCAAUAUAAAAUUAAAUUACGGAAUCAGUUUAAUCCACAGAUACGGAUAACUUCUUAAUCCAGAAAUUCACUACACAAAAGUUGUAUCUCCAAUGUAAAGGAAUUGAGUCUUUGCCACAAACUCUGAUUUUCUAAUCCUAUAUUUUUGCAAUCCAAAGACGUAGACCUUAGAUAUUCCUAACUCUAUAAACUCCGUUAGAUAACAAAAAUAAGUUUGAAAUGUCAAAGAUUUACACCAUCAGGUUACAGAAAAAUUGAAAUUAUAACAUUCGAGUUUGUGGCGAAUGCUCAAUUCCUUUAUUGGUAAAAGUGUAUAUUUUUCAUUCGGGGUCUAAUGUUAUCUUUCCACCUUUCAUAUAAAUAUAUAUCAAAGGUAUAUAAUAUAUAUACUUUAUAGGUUA